GGUGCUGACACAUCUCUGCAUGUGCGAGCAUCCUAUUGGCCCACGUGGCACUGGUCACGUGGGUAUGCUUGUACUGAUGCUCCUUCAGCUUGGGCUAACGGGUGUCGCUGAAGCGAGGGAUCCCGCAUCCGACCAAGUUUUUGACCAGUCGCCGGCAGGCCGUGAGCGCGGUGGGAACGGGCUUCCCAAAAAGCCAGCCUCAAUUCCAAGAGUUCCUCCACAAGCUAUUUCCGAUUUCAAUUCCAAUUUCUCUGAAGUUCCAAUUGAAGUUUUUUUGACUGGUGGCAGUCAGUCUAGGCUUGGUGUUUCUCUGUGUUGGGUGAAUAAAGCUGUUGGUAAGAAGUGGAAGGAUCAUAAAACCUGGUUGAAGGGAAGAUUUUAUUAUCCUGAAAAGUCUGAGGAAAAUGCUAGAAAUGUUCCACGCAAUGUGUUACCUAAUUAUUGGCAGUACUUGGUACACUACUGGAAAUCUGCUGAUGGCAAGAAAAAGGAAGAAAAAUGCAAAAAGAGUCAAGCAAUGCAGAAGAUUACACAUACAACUGGUAGUAAGAGCUUUGCUAUACUACAAGAUGAAAUGGAUGAGAAAAAUGGUGGUGAGCUUGUGGGAGAAAUAGAUUUUUAUAUGGCUACUCAUUUGAACAAAGAUGGCAAAUAUAUUGAUGAAGAAGCAGAAACUGCUCAAAAUCAAGAAGUUCUUGAGUUGAAGGGUCAGGUGAUUAAACUUAGAGAACAAGUGGCUUCUCUAGCUGCUCUAGUUUGGCAGUUGACUGCAAAUAUGAACCCUUAAACUUACCAGGUUGGUUCUUACCAUUCCUAUGACUUAUCUGUUAACACUUGUUUGGUGCUUGUUUAGUGUUUAAUGGAAAAGAAUAUAGUUUUUGUAAAUUCCGACUGUGGAGGUCUUUAUCUGCUAUUGUCUUUUAAUUUUCAUUGCACAAUAAAAUAAAUUUUGAUUAGUAUAAGCUUCUAAAUUUUGGUGGGUGAAGAUUCUAUUUCUACGUUGUUUUGCUUUUUGGUUUGAUUAUAAUAGUAGUUUAGUCAUUGUCUAAAUUGCUAGCUCAUCAAUUAUGUUUCCACUAGUAAUCAUCAAUUAUGUUUCCACUAGUAAUCCAGAUCCUUGUUUAACUGAAGAAGUCAGUACUGAAUUCUUAAAUUGUGAUAGGCGUUGUUUUAUGGGUUCAGUUGCAAUUCUGAACACAUUGAGAAAGACAUGGCAAAGAAAUAGCAAGAGAUGGUACACCUUGAAUCCCUUAUUAGAUUUCUGGGAUAGGAAUUUGAUGCCAAAAAGUUACAGUAGUUUCAAAAUUGUUUCUUGUUUGCCUUCUGUAGUGUUACAUGAGUUUCAAAGUUGUGCUUUGUCAAACUAAUCCUGCUUGUGCCAAAAUGUAUCUUGUUUGCAUUUUAGGGUGAACAAGGAGUGCCAACCUUUCCAGAUGCAUCUUAAAGUAAUGAUGCUAUUGCUGGCAGCAAUGUAAAGCAUUUGUAUAUGAAAAUUUCAAGAUUGCAGUGACUUUAAGUGUUAGUAGCAAAAAUGUUAUUUUCUAGUUAUUUUGUGUUUGAAUAUGGCAACUCAAGCUUUUAGAUACUCUUAGACAUGGUUGUAUGCUAUUUGGAUAUCAUUUUCUAUUAUUUUUUGGGGAUAGCAUUGGUGUAUUUUGUUUUUAAGUGGUGUAUUCUGUUUUUAGGACUUAAACAUUUGGAUAUUAUUGUUAUAUUUUCUCUAGAUAUGAAAAAAUUAAGCAUUCAAUGAUAU
This is a messenger RNA of Rubroshorea leprosula, 1753 nucleotides long. Lineage: Eukaryota; Viridiplantae; Streptophyta; Magnoliopsida; Malvales; Dipterocarpaceae. The record is from the annotation of a GenBank genome assembly.